Messenger RNA from Pisolithus orientalis, 282 nucleotides. RefSeq lists its product as uncharacterized. The annotation marks the transcript as partial. The record is from RefSeq and is a predicted model, not a curated record. NCBI's taxonomy places the organism in Eukaryota, Fungi, Basidiomycota, Agaricomycetes, Boletales, Pisolithaceae. The transcript has a single exon.
CUUCACAACCUGCCUAAAGAACCCCUCCAAGUAGAUGACCAGUACACUGAACUUGCACUUUCCAUGUUCAUUGCCCUAGAACACUCUUCUGAAAGUACAUAUGAGAAGAUUCACCAGGCUAUUCAGAAGUGUUUCCCUGAUGUAGGGCUCCCAAGCUUCCACCAAAUGAAAUGUCUCCUUGCCAAUCUCAGCGGCAUCACUUCUGUAGCCAAUCAUAUGUGUAUCAACUCUUGCACUGCAUAUGUAGGUCCUCUGUCCAACCUCGAGAUAUGCCCAGAAUGC